Coregonus clupeaformis (lake whitefish) is the source of this 3413-nucleotide messenger RNA. RefSeq names its product zinc finger CCCH-type containing 3 (gene zc3h3). Lineage: Eukaryota; Metazoa; Chordata; Actinopteri; Salmoniformes; Salmonidae. The transcript is spliced from 12 exons. Gene Ontology annotation, molecular function: metal ion binding. Gene Ontology annotation, cellular component: nucleus. The coding region runs from base 81 to 3137 and encodes 1018 amino acids. The record is from RefSeq and is a predicted model, not a curated record.
GAGUUCCCAGUUGAUAUGAACGCCGAAAUACACAUUUACCGCGGCGCUGUAUGAUGACGAUGUGAGCUUCGGACGUAAACAUGGAGAGAGACGCGCUGAAAAGGCAAAUUGAUCUGUUGCAAAGUCUCAUCAACAACCAUAAGAGUGUCCAUGGGGAUGCCCCUUCUACUUCUGGCCAGCAGUGGCACUCAGCGAGGCCACCGCCACGAGGCAGGGGUCACAGCUCAGCUUUCACCUCCACAUUCCCCUCCCAGGGUGGGCCUUACCCCCCUCAGUCCUCGGGACACUGGAGGAAGACCUACUCCCUUAAUAACAAGACCAACUCAGCCCAGCAGAGUAGACCUACUAUACAGACUGCCAAGCCCUCUUUAGAGGAGCCCUUAGUUUCUGCAGAACCCAACUCCUCUACUGGCUUGCUGUCCCUUAAUGCUACAGUCACCUCACAGCCCAGCCACAGCAGUAAGGACCCGGCUAGAGGAGAGAAGCAUGGAACAAAAUGUGCUACAUCUAGGGAUCUAACAGGACCAGGUCCAAGGGGCCAGCAAUAUGCACUCACAGGGGGAGUGAGAAGAACUGUGACUGGGACAGGCAGUGGAUCCACAGCUAUAAAGUUAGAGACUGAGUCAGACAGAGCGAGGACAGGACCUGGGGGUGAGGCUGGGCUGGGACUCUCUGGGCUAACAGGGCCUGCACCUCCAGACGACCAGCAGAGAGAGACUAAACAUGAGGUUCAGCCCACCACUGAAGGGAAGGGCAUGGGGCCUGUGAUAGCCACUUCCCCUGGAGAAAAUAAUACAGAAUUGACAAGUGUCCCUGUCUCAGACAAACCUACUGCCACCAGGGUCCAGAGCACUGCUCAGCAGCAUAUCAGACCUCAUCUCUCUGAGAAAACCAACACAGGAGGUACACACACUGUCAUUCCUAGAGAUGCGAACCCACCUCCUCUACUUCUUCCACCCCCUCUCUCUGCCCCCCCUAGUGCCCUACCAAGACCCCCACUAAGCCCCAGGUCCAAGCCCACACCAGCCCAGCCCCAGACAACCUCUUCUCCCCAGAGACACUCCAAGUUCACCUGGGUGAACAGCCAUCAGCCAGGAGGAGCUGGGCCCAGCCAGGCCAGAACAGAGGCCCAGCCCUCAGACAAAUUCAUUACCCCUUCCCCCAUCCCAGUCUCCCAUCCCGCGGUCCCCAGUGGUGCCUCACCCUCACCCAUCCCCAGUAGAAGAGCCUCUGCCCCCAUCAAGAAGUUUCCCCGUAGGCUCAGUUUAUCCACCGCAGUCCCUAAGACCUCCAAGUACACCUGGGUGUCAUCUUCUGCAGGGGGCCAGGCCAGGCUGUCCCGGAAGGCCCUCUCACCCAAAGCCCUGGCUCUGCCCCAGAGAGAUCAAGAGAAGGGAGAGGGGGUAGCCAAGAAACCCAAAUCCCCAAAUCUUUUAGCCAAGCAGCGUAAGGCAGCAGGGGCCUCCUCCUCCACCACCCUCAGUAGUCGCUACCGCUGGAAGGCAGGGUCUGGAGGAGGGGGGCAGACUGGGACAGGGGGAGGGAUAGGGGUCCGACGUGGGUCUGUGUUUCGCUGGACCUCGGAGAAAGAGAACGGGGCCAAGGGGGUGUCCAGUGUCCCUCUAUCUGAAACUCAACGCACUAUAGUGCCCGCCUCCUCCCCUGGAGGGUUCAAACUCAGGAGCAGGAUGAAGAUUAUCAGGAGGUCGGCUAGCAGUGAGUCUGGAUCAGAACGGAGGUCCAGCCCAGCAGACAUUACCCUGAACAGCCGCUACUCUCUCCGCCGGCGGACACACACUCCCGUUAGAACACACACACCGGUCCGGACACACAACCCGGUCCGAUCACACACCCCAGUGAGGACACACACCCUGGUCUGGAGCCCGGGGGGUGUGAAGAGGACCCUGUCCCGUGAACUGGUCUCGUUCGGCAGACACAAGCUACGACGUCUCUCCCCCAGCCCCUCCAGGACAGGUCCCGCCUCCCCGACCCUACGUAGCCAGGCGUCUCAGAGGGUGUUCAGGACCCGCUAUAAGAUAGAGACAUGCCUGGGCAGAGACAACGCACACACAGCCCAUUAUAGCCACACCCUCUCUUGGAGAGCCAAGAGGAUCCAGACGGCCAGGAGUGUGCUCCAGAGCCGUCUGCGUCCCCCGGGACAGGACAGGCACCCCCCAGCCCAACACUGGAGAGGUAGAGGGAGGAGCAUGCGCUGGAUCGGCGGCACCCUCUACAGCGUCUCAGCCAAUAAGCUGUCCCGCACCAUGGCAACCAGUGCGCCAAUCAACAGAACAAUGAGAUGGUCCAGUCCACAGGAGAUUUCCCCCACCACCUCGAGCACUUUCUUCCGGCCCUCCAGCACUCGUUUUGUGGCCAGUCGUGCGGUUCAGAGGAGUCUAGCCAUCAUCAGACAAGCUCGUCAGAAGAAGACCCAGAAACAGUACUGCAUGUACUUCAACCGCUUUGGAAAGUGUAACCGUGGCAACACCUGCCCCUACAUCCAUGAUCCUGAUAAGGUGGCCGUCUGUACCAGGUUCCUGAGGGGUACAUGUAAGCAGACGGACGGGACCUGUCCAUUCUCCCAUAAGGUGGCCAAGGAGAAGAUGCCAGUGUGUUCGUACUUCCUGAGGGGUAUAUGUAACAACAGUAGCUGUCCCUACAGCCAUGUCUACGUGUCCCGCAAAGCUGCUGUGUGCCAGGACUUCAUCAGGGGGUACUGCCCUCAGGGAGAGAAGUGUAAGAAGAAACACACCCUUGUGUGUCCAGACUUCUCCAGUACUGGCUCCUGUCCCCGAGGGGCCCAGUGUAAUCUCCAGCACCGUCAGAGGGCCAAACGCACCACUCCUAACCCCAAUGCCACCACAGGACCCUCCGCCGCCCCGGCCAAGAAGGCCCGUACCAAGAGGGCCAGCCUGUCAGUGGUCCUCCCUCAGGCCCAAGCGGCAGAGGGUUCUGCUCAGGCAGAUCCAGGGACACCCUCUUCCUCGGGUCGUCACAACAACAAGCUGCCAUCCUUCAUCUCCCUUUCCAGCUCCCCAGAGGAUGCAGACGCUCCGGACACGCCCCCCGCCAACGGGUCAGAGGUCACAGAGAAAACACUGCAGAUCAAGCCUCGACUCCAGAACUACAGGAACUAGAAUGGAUACUGCCUGAACAUCACCAAAUUAACUUUGAAAAUACUACAGAGACGUAUGUAUUGAAUGCUAAUGGCAGCUCUGAGGUUUCUCAGACUCAUAUCUGUAUCUCACUUCUACCGUACUCAGGGUCUAUAAUGUAGCGCUCUUGCUAAACGUUUGUUCUGUGGACUCAUACAUUUCAUAUAGCAAUGAUGUUUUUAAUACAGAUUUUAUUGAUAUGUGAACAUGUUUUGGUUCUUUGUAAAUUGGAGAUUGAAUAAAUUUGAAUAAAAUGAA